Eptesicus fuscus (big brown bat) is the source of this 2889-nucleotide messenger RNA. It is a transcript of the gene CHN2, whose product is annotated as chimerin 2. The record is from RefSeq and is a predicted model, not a curated record. NCBI's taxonomy places the organism in Eukaryota, Metazoa, Chordata, Mammalia, Chiroptera, Vespertilionidae. Gene Ontology annotation, molecular function: GTPase activator activity. Bases 1 to 999 code for a protein of 332 amino acids. The transcript is spliced from 7 exons. Gene Ontology annotation, biological process: positive regulation of GTPase activity; signal transduction.
AUGUUCUCCCAGGAACUGUGGCUGGAAAAUGAGAAAAAGUGUGCAGUGGUUCGGAAGCCUAAGCCGGGCAGGAAGCGGCAGGAGCUGCUGGCCGCGGCCUGGGGGGUGAAGGUGGGCGUGAAGGGCGGCUUUCUCUGGCCCCCUCUCAAACUCUUUGCCUGUCCACAGAUCUCCUCCCUGGUCAGGAGGGCCGCCCUCACGCACAACGACAACCACUUCAACUAUGAGAAGACACACAACUUUAAGGUCCACACAUUCCGAGGCCCGCACUGGUGUGAAUACUGUGCCAACUUCAUGUGGGGGCUCAUCGCCCAAGGGGUCCGGUGCUCAGACUGCGGGCUGAACGUCCACAAGCAGUGUUCCAAGCACGUUCCCAACGACUGUCAGCCGGACCUCAAGAGGAUCAAGAAGGUGUACUGCUGUGACCUGACCACCCUGGUGAAGGCGCACAACGCCCAGAGGCCCAUGGUGGUGGACAUAUGCAUCCGGGAAAUCGAAGCAAGAGGAUUAAAGUCGGAAGGACUUUACAGGGUCUCCGGGUUCACAGAACACAUCGAAGAUGUCAAAAUGGCAUUUGACAGAGAUGGUGAAAAGGUAGACAUAUCUGCCAACCUCUACCCAGACAUAAACAUCAUCACUGGAGCCCUUAAACUGUAUUUCAGAGACUUACCCAUUCCUGUCAUCACCUAUGAUACCUAUUCCAAAUUUAUAGAAGCAGCAAAAAUCGCCAACGCAGACGAGAGGCUAGAAGCCGUCCACGAGGUGUUGAUGCUGCUGCCUCCCGCCCACUAUGAGACCCUCCGGUACCUGAUGAUCCACCUGAAGAAGGUGACUAUGAAUGAAAAGGACAAUUUCAUGAACGCCGAGAACCUGGGGAUCGUGUUUGGGCCCACCCUGAUGAGGCCCCCCGAGGACAGCAUGCUCACCACCCUCCAUGACAUGCGGUACCAAAAGCUGAUUGUGCAGAUUCUAAUAGAAAACGAAGACGUUUUGUUUUAACCACCAGGGAAAUGGGCUGGAUGGCCCCAGGCCCAUGGAAGUUCAGAAGGCUCAAGGAAUAAAAACGCUUCUUUCACUUGAUUUGUUUUCCAAACAAGUGACAGAAUGUCCUGGACCGCAACGGAUGGCCCCGUCGGCUCCUGUGUCUCAUAGACACUCGCUUCCUCCACGUGAGAACAGCGCGGGCGAGGGUGAGAGAACGCCCUCCCUGGGGCCUUCGCCGUGCCUCGUAUGUAUGUCUGUUUUGCUGGAAGAGUGAUUAAUAAAUCUUUCUUUAACUUAUUAAAAAAAAACAAUGUAGACCUUUAUACUUCAGGUUUAUCAGUAAUAAAAGGGAACUUCAUUCAGAGAGGUACUUGAUACAGUUAAACAUUUUCCACUUACGAAAAGAAAGACAAUUCUAUAUGUUAAAUGUUAAAUGAGACUUAUAUUGUAAAAUGGAUUUUUAUUUUAGCUGCAAGAAUGUUCCUUUAUUUUAGCAAAUAGAACUCAAUGCAGUGCAUUGAUUAUCGCCCAGUGUACCUUGUCCUGCCUUCGUGCUGUGAUCCCUGCGGAAGUUUACCAUGAAUGCAGUAUUAUCUUGACAUACCUCCGUCCUUAUCAGUGCUUUCCAGUGAAACUUCACCUGUUGCCUGUGUCCCUGCUUUGGAUCCUUUCUGCUGUUAAGCACUGGCAUUGUGCUAUCGUAUGGUAUAUGUUUAUAGCAAUUGUAAGAAUGGUCUGGAACCGUGGUCAGCAAACUGCGGCUCACAAGCCACAUGCGGCUCUUUGGCCCCUUGAGUUUUUAGCAAAGGCCAGCUUAGGAGUACUCUAAUUACGUUAAUAACAAUGUACCUACCUAUACAGUUUAAGUUUAAAAAAUUUGGCUCUCAAAAGAAAUUUCAAUCGUUAUACUGUUGAUAUUUGGUUCUGUUGACUGAUGAGUUUGCCGACCACUGGUCUGGAACAUCCACAAACUUUCUUCCCAUAAAAAUUUCGUAAAGUCUCAAAGUCUGUUUGGAAUUGAUCAUGGUCUUUCCAUAUCAUGUGUGCAUACUCCAGAACAUGCAGCAUGCAGCCGUUUUACAUCUGGUCAUUUGGCCACACUGGUUGCAUCUGGGCUGUAUAGAAAGUUAGCAUUUUUUUCCCCUUUUCUUUGCAGGCAAGCACUCAGAGUUCAUCUGUUAAUGCCAAAUUGUAUUUUUGCCACAUUUCUGCAUUUAUGAAAAGCGAAUCUGCAGGAUAAUUGCUGAUUUUCUUUUCAUUUUUGUUUUAUAAACAAGCCUAUUUUUCAAAGUAAGAAUGAAUGAGUUUGGUUUCCAUCAAUAUUUGUUCCUCUUUGAUCAAAGUAGCUCUGUAUGGGUAAUAAUUUAAUAUGAUUUUAUUACUACAGUUCUGAUUGGUUAUAUUUAUCUUAGCAUGAGCUUUUCACACCAAGAUUUCUAUAUUUUGUAACAUAGGGAAAAUAUUUAAAACAUCAAAAACUGUACAUCUCGAUUUUUUCCCCCUUCAGUCUUUUCCUCCAAUUGUCUGAGAUGAUUUAUACAAUUACUCACCUGUGUUGUUUUGGGGUGACCAGGAGAAAAUUAAUGUGACAAGGGGGUUGGAAGGAGGAGGCAGCAGCGUGGUCGCCGGGCAAGUCCCCGGAUGGACUCCUGGGUACAAGGGGGAGAAAGCACUUCUGCUAGGUCCCUGCUAUCCUGGUUCAUCCCAGCUGUACAGAUUGGUUUGUGGUAGCUGAUGUACUUCUUGAUACUGUCAAAAAUUAUCUGGAAAUGGUUUUAUUUUGUGAAGUGGACAAUACUUUGUAAUUUAUGAUCAUGUAAAUGGAAGGAAAGGAAUUAAAUGCAUUCAAUUCUUCUGUCUAUCAUUUUGGAGUAUGCAUAAGAAAUCCGUGGCGGGAAGUGGUGC